This is a messenger RNA of Galleria mellonella (greater wax moth), 1945 nucleotides long. RefSeq lists its product as uncharacterized. Gene Ontology annotation, molecular function: chitin binding. The record is from RefSeq and is a predicted model, not a curated record. NCBI's taxonomy places the organism in Eukaryota, Metazoa, Arthropoda, Insecta, Lepidoptera, Pyralidae. The transcript is spliced from 3 exons. Gene Ontology annotation, cellular component: extracellular region. Bases 40 to 1719 code for a protein of 559 amino acids.
ACUCGCCGCGCGCCUUCAUCUCCAUCAGUAGCAGCCGACAUGUCUGCGCGUGCGCCUGCUUCGCUUCGCGCAUUCGCCGCAAUAGUCGUCGCCGCGCAACUUAUUAAUGCGGAAAUAAUACCAUGCCAUAGAGACGGACUCUAUGCGGAUUAUGACAAAAACUGUCGUGAAUAUGUGAAAUGUGCCGGGGGUAUAGUAAAAGGACGCUACACCUGUGGCCCGGAUCGUGUAUUCAGCGAGUUAGCAGGUGCAUGUGUGCCACGCCGACGGCAACCCUGCAUCCGACGGGAAUGUGCACCCAGAGAUACUUUCGCCUACGCUACUCCCGGAACUGCGUGUCGGCAUUACUAUCGCUGUGAAAACGGCACAGCUAUCGACCACUCCUGCCCCUCUGGUGCAUGGUUCGACCUCGAAUUACAAGCUUGUACGCGUGGAGCUGGUACGUGCUACGAACCGUUAUGUGCCGGACUAACUGAUGGUGAAUAUCCGGAUUCCUCGCACGAGUGUCGUCGCAUGUUGGUGUGUCGCGGAGCCGAACUUCGUGGUGUUUUUUCGUGUGCUGGUGGUACAUGUGUGGAUUCUUGUCCAGCGCCGCGCUCUGCCGCCAUUCCUUUGCCGGCUGGUGACGCUGACUUUUGUUCGGAUGAAGCAUGUUCAUCGUUAUGUCAUCAAGCAAAAGAUGGCGCGUAUGCAGACCGUGUAACCGGCUGCCGCGAAUAUUUCGUGUGUGAGGCGAGGCGAGUUAUACGACGUGGUGUGUGUGAACCCGGCUUAUUAUUUUCUGGUAACGGGUGCGAACCAGCAGCUCGCACUAUAUGUCCCCCACCAGCACGAAGUCCUUGCUACAAUUGGGCUGAUGGUUUAUACCGGGACUGGCGGGACUGUUCAUCGUGGUUCGAAUGCCGAAGAGAAAGAGUAGUCGCUCGAGGAUUUUGUGAACCGGGACUUGUAUUCAAUGGUACUACAUGUGUGCCGACAAACGCAUUUGUGUGUGAAGGCCCAGAACGACGACUAGAGUGUCAAGGGCUUCCCAGUGGUACAUAUCAAGACUUGGAAUCGAACUGUACUCGUUAUUUUCACUGUGAAGGAUCCAUGCGCACUAUGCUAGCAUGCGAACCCGGAUAUGUGUUCGAUGGUGUGAGAUGUACAUCAAUGGAAAAUUACCUAUGCCCUAGUCUAGGCGAAGAUUCGUGCUACGGCCGUCCAGACGGGCGGUACCGCGGGCAACACACACAAGGAUGCCGCGGGUACUACACCUGUACAGCCGGUGAGAAAGCAAUCUACGCGUGUGCAAGUGGUCGCGUUUUUGACGGCGAAUCCUGUGUGCCAGCCCGGCCUGGCGUUUGUCCGGUGGACGAUUACUCGUGUUCCAGCCUCUCUGAUGGAUAUCACGCUGAAAUUAAAACCGGAUGUCAUAGAUACUUUUACUGCGAGGGUGGUGAUCGACUCGCAACAUUCUCAUGUCUUGGAGGCAAGAUUUUCGACGGGCACGCUUGCGUCGACCCUUCAACCCACAAAUGCGGAGCCCCGCCGCGGGAGAUCAUUGAGAACGGCGGCAAAUACUGCGAGCACAAUGGUUUCUUCGUUCAAUUAGGUUCCGGCUGUCAAAGAUACUACUUCUGCGUGAAAGGAAUGAGAACAUUCUUGACUUGUCCAGUGGAUCACCUGUUUAACGGCCAAAUUUGUGUCCCUAAAAGCCAAUACACGUGCCCUGGCUGAGAGAACGGCAGUAAGGAACAGACACCGAUCUGAGGCCCGCGAGGCCACGCUGGACACAAAAGGACAACAGAAGACGACUGCCUGGAGACGAACAUGAUGUACCUGAACUACUAUUUAAGGCUGUGAAUAUCUGAUAGUUACGGAAUAUAGCCCUAUUAUUUGUAAUAAAUAUUACGACUCUCAAUAAUAAUCUACCUCUACUUUUUAUAGCGUAAUAAUAAUAAUA